Besnoitia besnoiti is the source of this 4701-nucleotide messenger RNA. RefSeq lists its product as uncharacterized. NCBI's taxonomy places the organism in Eukaryota, Apicomplexa, Conoidasida, Eucoccidiorida, Sarcocystidae. Bases 1 to 4701 code for a protein of 1566 amino acids. The transcript is spliced from 4 exons. The record is from RefSeq and is a predicted model, not a curated record.
AUGGCUUGGGAGACUCCAGACGCAGGAGGGACAGGAGACGAAAAGCGAAGAGCGGCAUCGCUCCGUCGCCGUCUUUUGGUUGUGUGUCUCGUGACGGUUUUCUUCAGUAAUGAACGCUUCCACGGCCGCCAUCACAGUGCCCAGGCCCUGGCUAUUCGUUUCGGCGACAGAGGCCCUACAGGAAACACGUCGCUUCGCUCCUCCACGAAAGUUACCGAUGGAGAUGUAUUUUUCUCGUCUUCUCGGCCGUCGCCGCAUCUCGCAUUUGUGGCCUCCCUGCCUCGGUCUGAGGCCGCGCAUUCUUCUGCACCGCUCGCCUCUUCUUCUGUCGGCUCCCGAGAGUCUACUGCUCCCUCUUGCCUCUCUCCUACCUUCCCAGUUUCGUCCCCAAAGGCGUCGGAAGGCGCCAAUUGUCGCUACGGGGGAGGCGCGUCGAGAUCCGGCCUCGUCAAAUCGCAGUUCCUUGCUGCUCGGGCGUCAUCGUCUCCCGUGUCGCCAGCCGCAGCUGCGUCGAGCCUCUCAGCUGGUGCACCGCCCUUUGGUGUGUCGCCGUUCUGCGCGGCUUCUUCAGCCUGCGUGCCUUCUCCGGCGCUUCCACGGUCUGCCCCGCCGCGCCCGUCUGCGUUCUCGCGGGCUUCGCCUUCGGCUCUCCGCGCAGUCGCGGAUGCGCCUUUGCCCGAGGGUGAGGCUGUUGGCUGGGACUCCGAAGAGGAUCCCUUCUUCGGAAGGCACGAUGUAGAUCUUCCGGCUUUUCCCGCGGUCAACGCUUCCCCCGAUGGUCUCCCAGGGGGACCUGGGUUCUUCGAGGGACAGGCGUUUGACCGUCGGCUGCCUGAUGAUGCGCAUGCCUCAGAGCAGCUGCUACCUGACGAGGAGGCGCCCUCCCAAGACGCAUCGCUGGAGCCUGCGAGGCGGGUUUCGCGGCCCGCGGCUUCGCGGUCUUCGGCUCUCGACACUGGCGAGGUCUCCCCUCAAGGCAGGGGGAGGCCCCCGCGGGUCUCUGCGUCUUCGCUGCCUCCUCCCUCUCGCGGCCAGGGGGUGCAGGACUGGAGCCGAGACGCGCCCGAAGCGGGCGGAGGCAGAUUUCGAAGAGGCGCGGGAGCUCCUGGUGCCCCGGUGUCUGAGAGACGUUCGCGCCGGGAGGAGGCAGCCGACGAGGAGGCCGCGCCGGCGGCGUCGACUCGGCGCCGGAGAAUCAGGCCGCACUUCGCGUCGUCACCGCGCGGGCGAUGGAGUGAGGCUGAAGACGAUGCAGUCGACGGAGAGGGAGUCGGCGGAGCCUUCUCGCCAGGUGUACAGGGGGGCGCGAACGAGGCGGCGGCGUAUCUCGAGAACGAGGACUCUCCAGAGCUUCUUGGAGCGCGACGAAGGGAGGACGAUGCAUCCUAUCCCGGUGACCCAACCGCCUUUGCGUCGGCAGCUUCACCGCGGGCGAGAAGGGCUCGCCGCGCGCCCCGGGCAGGGGAGAGGGGCGGUGCAACUUUCGACGGAGAGUCCCAAGGUCGUCGGGAUGUAGGGCCCCACGAGGCGGACGGCCUUGCGGAGUACUCCACUCGUGGCCGCGAACCGCGUCCCCCCGGGCCCAGAGGCCGGAGCCUCGGCGCCGACGGGCGUGGAGGCCCUUUCACAGACGCCUUUGACGGCGGCCUCGACCCUCGCGGCGACCUCAUGUGGGAAGACCGGCCGUAUUUCGGUCCACAGGAGCGUGGACCCCACCGGCGAUUGCCAUGGUAUUUCUGGGACUCCCCGCGAAGCCGGGGCGCGAGAGACAGCGAGUUCCGCAGACCCGCAGGUCGACACCCCUGGGGUCGUCCGCUGCCCACCCAGAGGCGCGGCAGCCAGCUGCGUGACGACGCGCUCUCUGUAGUCCUCGACGAUGAGGGAGACGAGGACCCGAUCGAGAGCGAAGACCUGGAGGAUGCCGCCGAAGACGCGCUGGAGGGCGGACUCCUGGAGGCUUCGAUGAACGAAGACGGCCGCUGGGCGAACGCGCGAGGCGGGCGACGACGGCGGAGCCCCCGCAGGUGGUCGCGAGGCGCGGCCCAGGUCACGUGGGACUGGCCCAAGGACGCAGUCAGAACUGGCCUCGACGCCGAGGUGUCUGGCACGUGGCCGGGCCGCGUGCGCAGCCGACGCGCUGGUGGGGUCUCCUCCUCGGGGCCGCGGCGCCGAGGCGUGGCACAAGGCCUGUCGCCGCUGUCGCUGGCAGCUGCUUCCAGGGAGUUUCUCGAGCCUCCAAACUCCUUGGUGGACCCCUGGGAGGCGUCUAAAGGCUACCCGCAGAGGCGAAGCCAACGCGGCCUUGCGGCGCCCGAGGCACUGCUCCGCGGCGAGGACUUCUUCGGGGAACGGCGCCGCGGGCGCACGCCCCGAGUGGUUCAUUCUUCGAGCUUUGUCUUCUCCAGAAGUCGCUCCCGAUUCGGCAGGGGACGGGAGAGCAGGGCGCGGUUCGCGGACGCGGAUGGAUCAACCGUCCCCGAGGCAGUGGACACCCUGUCGGAGGCAGCGGAAGGGGGCGUGGACGAGGACGAAGAAGAAAAACAGUUCUACGCGUUCUCCUCGAUACAUAUUCCGCCUCUCGUUCGGUCCAUGGAUGUCGGCCUUCUGGUCUACCAGGCGCAGGAUGCCUCAGGGGGCGGACGCCGGGGCCAGGAGGACCCCGAACACCCAGGUGGGAGCCCGACGGAGAAGGAGCAAGAACCCCGCGAGGCGGCGUCCCUCGGACGAAGGCUGAGAGACAACAUGGACGCAGAGCUCUCCCUUUCUCUCGACGACGCUGUGCUGGGUGACCUGAUAGACAACACCAUGCGGCGCAGACUCCUCCUGCUGCCUGAACGGCCCCCAGAGAGAGGGCCGAAUGCCGCACCCGGUGCCCAGACACCCGACGGCGAGGCGGAGGCCCGUGGAGAAGCGACGGAUCUUCUCGCCGCAGCUGGCGAGAAGCCGAACGCGGCAGAGUCAAUCGACGAAGGGGCUGCUGGCGGGCACCGGUGGGUGUCUUUCCAGAAGACCUACAAGGAAGCUCUCGAGAUUUACGAGGGCGACGAAGCCCGGCUGCAGCAGGUCCACGCGCAAGCCGAGCAGAUUCAGCGAGCACUUGCCUCAAGAGUCAAGAGAAAAAUUUCUCUUGACGCAGCUCUCCGACGCCAUGGGCUUUCUCUCAAUCCCUUUUCCUGGAUGGCGCGCGCGUUCGUCUACUUCAACCGUUUCCAACUGCGAAAUGUCACUUUCACGCUCUGGAAAGAUCACGUUCUACAUCGGUUCUACCGGCAGCGGCGAGACGCCGCGGGGCUGGGCCGCUCGCCCGUCAGCGCCUCGGCCGUCGCACAGCGCGGGAAGGAGGGCUUGACGGCCGCCCCUGCGUCGCCGUCGGCCAGCGAGACACAGGACGCGAGCGGCAAGAAGGACCGCGUUGCCGGCGGCACGAUGGCGGCACAUGACGCCGCGCUAGGCCCGAGCGAGGGAGAGGCUAGGAGCCCGAAAGGCGCCGCGGGGGUAGCAGAGACGGAGGGCGACUUCGUCGGCAUCGAAGAGGACUGGCGCAUGUACGUCCAGCGCGUCUAUGGCGUGGAUCUCGCCGCGAAUCCGAUGCUUGAGCUGCCGCUGAUCGUCGCGAAGCACGUCUUUCUCACGCAGCGCUACAUCGCCUUCGUCGCCCUCCACCCUGAGCACAAGUUUCACUUCGUCUCGCAUCGCAAAUGGCUCGCAGACCAAAUGAGUCAGGACGACAAGGAAGAGCGUUCCAGCGGGCCAGCAGACGAACCCGACGGCGCCCGCCUUGCCGGGGCGGAAGGGGGCGCCGACCGCAGACACGGCGAGGCCGCGGAGGCCAGUGGAGCCCUACGCGGGCGCGAGGAAGAGGGCACCGCUCCAGCUGAAACGGAAGGCCCCAGGGACGAUCUGAACCAAGGCAGCAACCUUCAUGACGAGCGGGAAGCGGCGGCGGCCGCGGGCAACUACGGAGAGUCACACGAAGGCGAGAGUGAAGACAGAGAGAAGCAAAAGGUAGACACCAAAGACGCUCAGGCGCGGAGUGAAGCCAGGGCGCAGGAACGUGAAGAGGGCGGCGGCGCCGGCCUCUCCGGACUGGAGGCUCCGCCCGCCUCCGGCCGUGAGGUUUCAACUUUAUCAGAUGCGUCUGAGCCUUCAUCCGGCCUCUCCGGACUGGAGGCUCCGCCCGCCUCCGGCCCUGAGGUUUCAACUUCAUCAGAUGCGCCUGAGCCUUCAUCCGACGCGGGAGUGCAGGAUACGCCGGCGCUGCUCGAGCGAGGAGACGAGACGACGGAGGCGCUUGAAGAGCGCGCCGCCGCGGAAGCAGAUCGGGGCGAGAGUGCGUAUGCAGAUUUCGCGCAGACAGAAAAGGAGACAGAAGCCGCGCCAGCGGAGGGCUUGCCGCAAGGCGAUGUCUCGUCCGCGGAAGUGAAUGAAGGAAGUGUUCACGAGGAACAGUCUGACGAGGCGAUAAGAGUUGUGGAGGAAGCGCCGGCCGGCGUGACACAGGCCGACGAAUGCUUUGACUCGCUGGCUGCCGACGGCGGCCAGAGCGCAGCGACACCCAAGGCAAAACGCAAGCGCAGUGGCAGCGCAGGAAAGAAAGCUGCCUCAGGCGAAGAGCCACCCGCCGCAGCGGCACAUGCAGAGUCACCUGCUCCGUCGGAGGAGGCCACUGAGAGAAGCGGCGCUAGCGUAAGUCCCGGAUGA